AAGACAGGAAGAUCGGAAUCGCCAUGGACUUCUCUGAGAGCAGCAAGAACGCUCUGCAAUGGGCGAUCGAGAACUUAGCAGAUAAAGGAGACACACUUUACAUCAUCCACACACUAUCAAUCUCUGACGAUGAAUCUCGUAACUCUCUCUGGUUCAAAUCCGGUUCUCCUCUCAUACCGUUGGCAGAGUUUAGGGAACCGGAGAUUAUGGAGAAAUACGGUGUCAAAACCGACAUCGCAUGUCUUGAUAUGCUCGACACCGGUUCGAGGCAGAAAGAGGUGCAUGUAGUGACGAAGUUAUACUGGGGAGAUGCAAGAGAGAAGCUUGUUGAUGCUGUUAAAGAUCUUAAACUCGAUUCUAUUGUCAUGGGAAGCAGAGGACUCAGUGCUCUUCAAAGGAUAAUAAUGGGAAGCGUGAGCAGCUUUGUGAUCCAACACGCGCCUUGCCCUGUCACCGUUGUCAAGGAUAACGAUUCUCACUAAAUAAAAGAUGUCUUUAUCUCAUAAGUCCCCUACCAUAAUAAUCAUCAUCGCAAUUUAUGCUUUUAUUAAUAAAAGAACCUUUUGUUGGUUUUAUUUGUAAUUUGACUACAACAAAAAAGAGCCCAGAGUGUUUUUAAUUUUUAUCUUCUAGUUUUGGGGGUUUCUUGCUUUAUAUUUCAAUUAAUAGUUGUUGUGUUU
Arabidopsis arenosa is the source of this 680-nucleotide messenger RNA. The record is from the annotation of a GenBank genome assembly. NCBI's taxonomy places the organism in Eukaryota, Viridiplantae, Streptophyta, Magnoliopsida, Brassicales, Brassicaceae.